This is a messenger RNA of Peniophora sp. CBMAI 1063, 1428 nucleotides long. The record is from the annotation of a GenBank genome assembly. Lineage: Eukaryota; Fungi; Basidiomycota; Agaricomycetes; Russulales; Peniophoraceae.
AUGGACCAGAACCUCCCUAUCGACGUUCUUGAUUACAUUCUGUCCUCUAUACUCGACUUGCGCACCUUGUGCUCCACCGUGCAGGUCUCCAAGCGCUUGAACACCGUAUACAAAGCCCGACAGCGCUCGUUGCGCGCGGCUGUGGCGCGCAAUGAAGUCGGGCCUGCACUUCCGGCUGCCCUGAGGCUCGCACGCUAUGACACUGAUGCACAGAUGGUCUGGCAAGACUUUAAUUGGCAGGGGUUCACGGAGGACAGUGACUAUGAGAUUGACUGGGCGCUUGCACAAGAGCUAAGCGCUAAUGCGGAGGCUAUGUGCGAAUUUGAGAGUCUAUACAGUCAGAUGUUUAAGGACUGCAGAAAUAAGACUUCUCAGCUCACCGUGUCUGAAUCACGCAAGUUCGCGCGCGCACUGUAUCGGUUGGGGUUGUACUUCAAGCGAUGGAGCAACGACUGGGAGAGCCACUUAGAUGAACGCGUCUGGGAUGAAGAUGACGAUCCGGAAGACGAAGAUGACGACGGCGAAAAGCGCGAAUGGGAGGAGACGGCAAAGUCUAUGCGAGAAGACCAGUUGAUCUUCCUGAAGUCUACUGCGUCGACAGAUGAAGAGCGCCGGGAGUUGUGUGCCGCCUUCGUCUUCUUGCGCGACCAUGCCUUUCCGUGGGCUUACACGACCUUUGGAACAACCUACGCCACGAACUACAUACCCGACAGCAUCCAGUUCAAUGAUAUGCGGGCGUUGGCCAGAGUGCUAUCCCGCCGAGAGCAUCACUCAUAUCCUGGCUCUCAACUUCCUUUCGAGAAUUCUGAUGUCACCGCCGAGCUUGUCCCCCCUAUCGUCAAUCGGCUCGGUAUAGAUGUUACGACCAUCGAACCGACUCUCCUGCUAGAUGGCCCCACGCGCAACGAUCCCUGUGAUCAUUGCGGAGAGUUAUCCGGACAGAAGCUUUUCACCGAAUCCAAUUGGUACCUACUAUACGGCUAUAUCUCACUCCGUGAGAUAUGCUCAACGGGCUUCAAGGGCAACUUGAUGCGGAAUCUGGCUGAGGCAUCAAGGAUCAACAUUUACUUCAAUGCGCAAGCAUUCUCCUUGCCUGCCUUCCUAAGAGAGAUCUUCGACGGUGCAGCGGCGCGAGGCGUUGCGGGCGCCGACAAGAACCUGUUACUAUGUUUGAAAUGCGUGCAGGGCGUCGUUGAAGCACAGGCGAUGAACUGGUGGUUGGACCGCAAGCGCGCUGAAGGUCAAACGAUUGGCGAUGACUGUUGGUACGGUUACGAGUGCCGUACACAAACCCACAAGGCAGGGCAUGCUGGAAGACUCAAUCACUUCUGUUUGAACAAGGGGAAACCAGGACCACCGGCACCCACUGUACUUUUACCCUCAUCGCACGUUCCGCACCCACCUGCCAACCAGCCACCGUUACCUUGA